AUGCUGGUCGGCCUUUCCGGUGUUCUCGCCGGAUACAACGGUUCCUUCGAGUUCAAGUCGGGCGAGAAAUACCCCGAGGACGUCAACUACACCUUCAUGCGUGCAUUCAACGCCUUCUUCGGCAUCGUUUGUGUUCCCAUGGCCUACUAUACCGCGCGAGAGCUCAAGUUUAAGCGCGCGACUGUCUGGCUUGUUGCCUUGAUGGUCCUGUGCGAGAACUCGUAUACCACUAUCAGCCGAUUCAUCCUUCUCGAUUCUAUGCUUCUGUGCGGUACCUUUGCCACCGUCCUGUGUUGGUCAAAGUUCCACAACCAGCGCAACAACAGCUUCGCCCCUGAGUGGUUCUUCUGGCUCUUCAUGACUGGUCUGAGCAUUGGUUGUGUGUGUAGUGUCAAGCUCGUUGGCCUCUUCGUCACUGCCCUCGUUGGUCUUUACACCGUCGAGGAUCUCUGGAACAAGUUUGGCGACACCCGCAUGUCCAUUCCCACGCUCGGCGCUCACGUCUUCACCCGCGUCAUCGGCUUGAUUAUCAUCCCUAUGAUUGUUUACAUGUUCUCCUUCUAUCUGCACUUCCUCAUUCUCGACCACUCUGGUCCUGGUGAUGCCCAAAUGAGCUCUCUCUUCCAAGCCAACCUCAAGGGCACUGAUGUCGGACGCAAUAGCCCUCUCGAGGUUGCCUACGGCUCCCGAUUGACUCUGAAAAACAUGGGUUAUGGUGGUGGCCUCCUCCACUCCCAUAUCCAAACUUACCCCGACGGUUCUGGUCAGCAGCAGGUCACUUGCUAUCACCACAAGGAUACCAACAAUGACUGGUUCAUCUACCCCAACCGCGAUGAUCUGCCCUAUGUUGAGGAGGAUGAGCCGCGCUUCAUCGGUGACAAGGAUGUUAUCCGUUUGAUCCACGCCCAGACUGGCCGCAACCUUCACACCCACGACAUCGCCGCCCCUGUGACCAAGGGAGAGAAGGAGGUUUCUUGCUAUGGCAAUGUCACCGUUGGCGACGCAAAGGACCACUGGAAGGUCGAGGUUAUCCGUGAUGUUGCCUCCAGCGACCGCAGCCGUAUUCGAACCCUGACAACCUCAUUCCGUCUCAAGAAUUCCGUGCUUGGAUGCUACCUCCGUGCUGGCAACACCAACCUCCCUCAGUGGGGUUUCAAGCAGAUUGAGGUUACUUGUACCAAGGCCAACAACCCUCGCGAUGCUUAUACUCACUGGAAUAUCGAGGCGCAUACCAACGACAAGCGUAGCGAUCCCGCCGUGUACAAGUCCCCUUUCUUCCACGACUUCAUCCACCUCAAUGUUGCCAUGAUGACUUCGAACAACGCCCUUGUUCCCGACCCGGAUAAGCAGGAUGACCUUGCUUCCAAGUGGUGGCAGUGGCCCAUUCUCCACGUCGGUCUUAGGAUGUGCAGCUGGGAUGACAAGGUGGUCAAAUACUUCCUGCUCGGCAACCCUCUCGUGUACUGGGGCUCGACUGCCAGUAUCGGCGUCUUUGGCCUAGUCGUGGCUUGGUACCUCAUUCGCUGGCAGCGUGGGUACAAGGAACUGAGCCUCCAGGACAUUGACCACAUCCACUACGCGGGUAUCUACCCCAUCAUCGGCUGGGUCCUUCAUUAUCUUCCCUCUGCCGUCAUGGCCCGUGUCACCUACGUACACCACUACUACCCGGCCCUAUACUUCGCUGUUCUGAUUUUCGCCUUCCUCGUCGAUUGGUUUGUCCGAGGCAAGAACAAGACCGUGCAGUACGCGGUUUUUGGUUUCCUCUACACCCUCACCAUCGGUCUCUACGUCUACUUCAUCCCAAUCUGCUGGGGUAUGACCGGUCCUAACCGCCAGUACAGCUACAUGAAGUGGUUCAACAACUGGCGUGUGUCGGAUUAA
Molecule: messenger RNA, 1881 nt
Organism: Parascedosporium putredinis
Lineage: Eukaryota; Fungi; Ascomycota; Sordariomycetes; Microascales; Microascaceae
Source: the annotation of a GenBank genome assembly